UGGGGCACUUACUCAAGAGCUUCGGCCCUGGCCGGUGGUGUUUUUCUCUCCUCCCCCUCCCCCUUGCCUUUUCCCCUCCUCCGAGUGAGCAGGGAGGGGUGCUCCAGAAAGAGAGAGAGAGAAAUGGCGCUGCUCUUCACCGCCAUCCGCGUGGUCUUGGGCCUUUUCUUCGUGAUCACCGGAGUCGUCAAGCUGACCGAUCAGAUUUCGGCCGAAGUUUACAGGCAGAUGAAAUCACAGUUUGUGCAGUUUGCUGAUGUUUUCCCUUUGAAGGAGUUUGGCUACAAGCCAGAGCCGGGCCAGUAUCUUCAAGUGGUGGGCUGGACAGAAGUGGUGGCUGGCUUACUCUUAGCCUUUGGGCCACAGCUGCUGCAGGAGCUUAGCAAUUUCGUCCUCACUAUCAUCAUGAUAGGUGCCAUCUAUACCCUCUUGGUUUUGAAAGAACCCAUUGCCAUGUGCGCCCCUGCCACUGUUUGCCUGGGUCUUCUGCUUCUCCUGAACAUCCGGAGAAGUAGGGAAUAUGCCAAGUCCAAGUUUGAGUGAUGGGAAGUCGACCUACAGGGAAUGGGAUUGCAAAUGAUGCUGCCAGGAGUCUUUGGUGGCAUAAUUGUGUUUCUGUUGUCCUAUUUUCCCUGCUGUGGCCUAAUUUCCUAAAACACACAAAUGAGAUAAGUUGCAUCCCGGCAAUGAAUGAUCUGGGAAGACUGUGUGAAUUGGAGUUUCCAAUGGCAAAGCCUUUCCCCAUUCUCUUGGAUAGUUCCCUUCUUAUUCCCAGGGGCCCAUCAUGGCCCAUGCAGAUACGGCCUGAUAGAUUUCACCAUUUGGAGGAAAAGCAAGGGAAAAUAAUCAAAUCUUGCAGCGUUUGUCGGAUGAAAAUCCUUUUAAUUCUGUGGAAGAUGAUCACUCCUGCAGCGGUGCUCAAAAAUGUUGGAAACCUAACAUUUCGUCUUGCAGUUUCUCUGCUGAGAGGGAAAUAUAGGUAAAACAUUUUGAGGCUGUGUCUGAUAGGGAAAACGUUAAUUUUUCUUAAAAACAAUUGUCGCCUUACAAAACAAAAACUGUAACCUGUAGUUUGCCAGAGGGCUGCAGUUCUAUAAGGGCUUGGGUUUCACUCAGUCAUUUCUCCCAAGACAAUUCAUUUUAAACUGUGGUUAUGUACAUAAAGAGAAACUGAAGUGAGUCAGCAAACCUAGCAAAGUCAAUGAGGGCUCAAUCUCUGAUGGGCAGUUUGGGAUUGCUAGUCAGUCUACUUGUAGGAAGUGACCCUUUUUAUACCUGUUCCACUCAAGAUACUUUAGAUUUUAUUUUCCUGAUACAAUAUCUUGGUGGGCACCAGGAAAUGCCUAAGUGAGUGCCGCAUUUGGGGGUCAUUGUGGUGGUAUACACCAUGGAAGGCCAACUGAUGUCCUGUGGAUUUUUGUCUAGCCCCUGAAACUCUCCAAGGGAAGACAGAUGCCACAACUUCCCUUUUAUUCUGUACUGCAGACGUGCAUAAAAGCUGAGCUCAAUCCACAUCUCCGCAGAUAUUUUAUGCUUGCUCGGCUAAAUGUGUUACCGACUGCCCAAACAAGAGGCAGAUAUCAUGGCAUCCCACAGGAGAACAGGACUUGUUCCUGUGCAGCGGGCCUACC
This is a messenger RNA of Sphaerodactylus townsendi, 1631 nucleotides long. RefSeq names its product transmembrane protein 35B (gene TMEM35B). The transcript has 3 exons. NCBI's taxonomy places the organism in Eukaryota, Metazoa, Chordata, Lepidosauria, Squamata, Sphaerodactylidae. Bases 124 to 543 code for a protein of 139 amino acids. The record is from RefSeq and is a predicted model, not a curated record.